Microthlaspi erraticum is the source of this 3108-nucleotide messenger RNA. The record is from the annotation of a GenBank genome assembly. NCBI's taxonomy places the organism in Eukaryota, Viridiplantae, Streptophyta, Magnoliopsida, Brassicales, Brassicaceae.
AUGGCUUCAAGUCCACCAAAGAAGACCUUAAACUCACAAUCCUCCUCCUUAAGCCGGCCUCCACAAGCCGUCAAGUUCGGUCGCCGGACGUCCAGUGGCCGCAUUGUUAGCCUCUCCCGCGACGAUGACAUGGACGUCUCUGGUGAUUACUCCGGCCAAAGCGACUACAUCAACUACACCGUCCUCAUGCCUCCUACACCGGACAACCAGCCCGCUGGCUCCUCCGGGUCCACCUCCGAGUCGAAACCCGACGCUAACCGCGGCGGUGGUGGCGACGGCUCCAAGAUGGGGAACAAGCUGGAUAGGAGACUAUCUGUGAUGAAGUCGAAUAACAAAUCAAUGCUGUUGAGGAGCCAAACAGGAGAUUUCGAUCACAACAGGUGGUUGUUUGAAUCCAAAGGCAAAUACGGAAUCGGAAACGCGUUUUGGUCGGAAGAGGAUGAUACCGGUGAUGGUGGCGUUAGCAUGUCAGAUUUCUUUGACAAGCCAUGGAAACCGCUCACCAGGAAAGUUCAAAUCCCCGCCAAAAUUCUUAGUCCAUACAGGCUAUUGAUCCUGUUUCGUCUCGUGAUAGUCUUCUUCUUCCUCUGGUGGCGUAUCACGAAUCCUAACGAGGAUGCAAUGUGGCUAUGGGGACUAUCGAUAGUGUGCGAGAUUUGGUUCGCCUUCUCUUGGAUUCUCGACAUUCUUCCAAAGCUAAACCCUAUAAACAGAGCCACGGACCUAGCUGCCUUGCAUGACAAGUUUGAGCAGCCUUCUCCGUCAAACCCUACUGGUCGCUCUGAUCUUCCCGGUGUUGAUGUGUUUGUUUCCACAGCUGAUCCUGAGAAGGAACCGCCUUUAGUCACCGCAAACACUCUCCUCUCCAUCCUCGCCGUGGAUUAUCCGAUCGAGAAGCUCUCUGCUUACAUUUCAGACGACGGUGGUGCUAUUCUCACCUUUGAAGCCAUGGCUGAAGCUGUUCGCUUUGCCGAGUAUUGGGUGCCAUUUUGCAGGAAACAUGACAUAGAGCCGAGAAACCCUGAUAGUUACUUUAGCAUCAAGAAAGACCCGACCAAAAACAAGAAAAGGCAAGAUUUUGUGAAAGACCGUCGUUGGAUCAAGCGUGAGUACGACGAGUUCAAAGUCAGGAUCAACGGUCUUCCAGAGCAAAUCAAGAAAAGAGCUGAGCAGUUCAACUUGAGAGAAGAGCUCAAGGAGAAACGAAUCGCAAGAGAGAAAAACGGCGGCGUAUUGCCUCCGGAUGGUGUUGAGGUGGUCAAAGCAACGUGGAUGGCUGAUGGCACGCAUUGGCCAGGAACGUGGUUCGAACCUAAACCUGACCAUUCAAAAGGAGACCACGCCGGAAUCCUACAGAUCAUGAGCAAAGUUCCUGAGCUUGAACCGGUUAUGGGCGGACCGAACGAAGGCUCGCUGGAUUUCACCGGUAUCGAUGUACGAGUACCAAUGUUUGCGUACGUCUCGCGUGAGAAACGUCCAGGUUUUGACCACAACAAGAAAGCCGGUGCCAUGAACGGUAUGGUUAGAGCUUCAGCUAUACUAUCAAACGGCGCCUUCAUCCUCAAUCUUGACUGUGAUCACUACAUAUACAACUCCAAAGCUAUCAAAGAAGGAAUGUGUUUCAUGAUGGACCGUGGUGGCGACCGAAUCUGUUACAUUCAGUUCCCACAACGGUUCGAAGGCAUCGACCCGUCCGAUCGUUACGCAAAUCACAACACCGUCUUCUUCGACGGUAACAUGAGAGCACUAGAUGGGUUACAAGGUCCGGUCUAUGUCGGAACUGGUUGUAUGUUUCGAAGGUAUGCUCUCUAUGGGUUUAACCCACCACGAGCCAACGAGUACUCGGGCAUGUUUGGUCAGGAGAAAGCCCCGGCUUUGCAUGUCCGGACUCAGUCUCAAGCUUCUCAAACGUCUCAGGCCUCAGAUGUAGAGUCCGACACACAGCCACUCACCGAUGAUCCAGAUCUUGGUCUGCCUAAAAAGUUUGGUAACUCAACCUUGUUCACAGACACUAUUCCAGUUGCAGAGUAUCAAGGACGGCCUCUCGCCGAUCAUAUGUCGGUUAAAAACGGAAGACCGCCCGGUGCUUUGCUCUUGCCACGUCCUCCUCUCGAUGCUCCAACCGUCGCUGAAGCCAUCGCCGUCAUUUCCUGCUGGUAUGAAGACAAUACGGAAUGGGGAGAUAGAAUCGGAUGGAUUUACGGGUCGGUUACUGAAGACGUGGUGACCGGUUACCGGAUGCAUAACCGGGGAUGGAGGUCGAUAUACUGCAUCACAAAGCGUGAUGCCUUCCGUGGCACGGCUCCGAUUAAUCUCACUGACCGUCUCCACCAAGUGCUACGUUGGGCGACUGGCUCUGUGGAGAUCUUCUUCUCCAAGAACAACGCAAUGUUCGCCACGAGACGGCUCAAGUUUCUCCAGCGAGUCGCUUACCUCAACGUCGGGAUCUACCCGUUCACGUCCAUCUUCUUGGUCGUCUACUGCUUCCUCCCUGCGCUCUGUCUCUUCUCCGGCAAAUUCAUCGUCCAGAGCCUCGACAUUCAUUUCCUCUCUUACCUUCUCUGCAUCACCAUUACUUUAACUCUUAUCUCCCUCCUUGAGGUCAAAUGGUCCGGGAUCGGACUGGAAGAAUGGUGGAGGAACGAGCAGUUUUGGCUCAUCGGAGGCACGAGCGCGCAUCUCGCGGCGGUCGUGCAAGGACUGCUAAAAGUCAUCGCCGGGAUCGAGAUCUCGUUCACGCUGACGUCGAAAUCAGGAGGAGAAGACGAAGACGACGUGUUCGCGGAUCUUUACAUAGUGAAGUGGACGGGGCUGUUCAUAAUGCCGCUGACGAUUAUUGUGGUGAACCUUGUGGCGAUUGUGAUCGGAGCUUCGAGGACGAUAUACAGUGUGAUUCCGCAGUGGGGGAAGCUGAUGGGAGGAACGUUCUUUAGCCUUUGGGUGUUGACUCAUAUGUAUCCGUUUGCUAAAGGGUUGAUGGGACGGAGAGGGAAAGUUCCGACGAUUGUUUAUGUUUGGUCAGGGCUUGUGUCGAUUACCGUGUCUCUACUUUGGAUCACCAUUAGUCCUCCGGAUGAUGUUACAGGCGGUGGAGAUAUCUCAGUGUAA